GACGCCGCCCUGCGUGCGCGCGCCCGGCCCGCCGACCGGUUCUUAUAGCGCCGCGGGCGGCGGUUGCGGCGGGGACGGUGGCGACAUGGCGGCCGCGCUGGUGGUGGUGCUGGGGCUCGUGAUGCUGGGCGCCGGGGGUGAUUCCGGGGCAGAGAGCAGGAUCAGGCCGGGGCAGGAGGAGCUCGGCUCCAAGACCCGGCUCAGCUGCACGCUGAACGACAGCGCCGCCGAGGUCAUCGGCCACCGCUGGGUGAAGGCGGGCAAGGUGCUCAAGGAGGACGCGCUGCCUGGCCAGAGCAUGGAGUAUGAGGUGGCCAUGGACGAGGAGGACUCCUCGGGGGAGUACGUGUGCAUCUUCCUCCCGGAGCACGUGGGCAGGAGGAGCAUCACAGUGAAGGGGCGGCCGCACAUUAAGGCCGUGAAGAAGUCGGAGCAUGCCACCGAGGGGGAGUCUGUCGUGCUGACCUGCAAGUCGACCUCGUUCCCGCCGGUCACCGACUGGUUCUGGUACAAGAUCAGCGAGUCUGCGGACCAGGUCAUCACCAACACCUCCCAGGGCAAGUUCUUGGUGACAUCCUCGGAGUCCAAGACCGAGCUGCGCAUCUCGAAGCUGGACCUGACCACGGACCCCGGCCAGUACGUCUGCAAUGGCACCAGCACGGCUGGCAGCGGCCAGGCCGUCAUCUCGCUGCGCGUGCGCAACCGCUUCGCCGCCCUCUGGCCCUUCCUGGGCAUCGUGGCCGAGGUCCUCGUGUUGGUCACCAUCAUCUUUGUCUACGAGAAGCGGCGGAAGCCGGACGAGAUCCUGGACGACGAGGAUGCAGGCUCCACUCCACUGAAGAGCAGCGGGCACCACGUGAACGACAAGGACAAGAAUGUGCGCCAGAGGAACGCCAGCUGAGGCGGCGGUGGCUGAUGAGGAGUCUGCAUAGGCCUGCCCAGCCCUGGGAGCCCGCACCCCGCGCCCCUUGCUCCGAAAGGAGACCCACCCGGAUCCAGACCAGUCUCUCUCCUUUAUAAAGAACUAAAGUAGGGCUUCCUGCGUGUAGGAUUCUGUCCCCCGGGCUUGUGUUUUUCCUACAUCACCAUUUCCGAGAGCCCCGAGAGAGGCCGCGUCCCUCUCCCCUGCCCCUCGUGUCCCCCGUGUCCCCUCGUGUCCCCCGGGUCCCUUGCACAGGCCAGGCGGAGGGCAGGCGGCCUUCCCCAGGCUCCUGCCGCGUCCACCUCACGAGGUGUGUGGGCCGGCGCCCGGUCCCUGCCCUUUGCGGAAGGUCACAGGUCGUGCAGUGCGAGCUUCCUGCCGUCUGAAGCCGGCGCUGUCGGUCCUGGUCUGUGUCAUGCCUGGGACGGCUCUGACGGCGGGCUGCCGGCCCCUCGGGUGCCCCCUCACUCCUCCCACCCCCUGGGGUGGAGUCAGCUCUUGGGCCCCCUCUCCAGCAGCGAGGCUCCUCCCACAGCGCCCUGACCACCAAUAAAGGCCAACCGCGUCCUCUUCGA
Equus quagga is the source of this 1497-nucleotide messenger RNA. RefSeq names its product basigin (Ok blood group) (gene BSG). NCBI's taxonomy places the organism in Eukaryota, Metazoa, Chordata, Mammalia, Perissodactyla, Equidae. The transcript has 8 exons. The record is from RefSeq and is a predicted model, not a curated record. Bases 86 to 901 code for a protein of 271 amino acids.